Lycium barbarum (goji berry) is the source of this 2351-nucleotide messenger RNA. RefSeq names its product interactor of constitutive active ROPs 2, chloroplastic-like. NCBI's taxonomy places the organism in Eukaryota, Viridiplantae, Streptophyta, Magnoliopsida, Solanales, Solanaceae. The coding region runs from base 256 to 2088 and encodes 610 amino acids. The record is from RefSeq and is a predicted model, not a curated record. The transcript has 5 exons.
CUCUCUUUUUUUUUUUUUUGCCCUUUCCUUUUUCUGGUUUCUUCUUUUUCCAUUGUAGGUUUGGUUGGUGGAGUGGAGGUGGUUUUAGUUUAUCUGGAGUUUCUUUGAAGGGAAAGUGCUGUUUGUUUAGUUUGAUUUCCAACUUGAAUGUUUGUUUAAAGUUUACAGAUUCUUCAUGGACCUUUAUUUGUCUUUUGCAUUUGUAUAUAUACAUUAGAGUUUCUUUCUCAGCCAGGGAAUCCUCUGAACUAUUUCAUGUGUUUUGGGUCAGGUGGUCUUUUGCACAAAGGUCAUUUCUACAUUUACUGCUUCGAGGAAAUUAUUAUGCAGACACCAAAAGGAAGGACUGUUUCUGUGGAGGUGCCUAAAAGGACAUCUAAUGCUACACUAAAGACAGCUCGAAAGCUCAAGACUCCAGGGUCAGAUGCUGAUUCUGUUUCAUCUCCAAAUCCAGCAAACAGGACACCUAAAGAUAGGAGUCCAAAAGUUGUUGGUCGCCGGUCACCACGGAGUCCAAUGAUAGAGAAGAAGCAUCCCGGCAAAGCAUCUGACUUAGAAUCGCAGCUUGCUCAACUGCAAGAUGAGCUAAAGAAGGUGAAAGACCAGCUCAGUUCUUCCGAAUCAUUGAAGAAAAGGGCUCAACAGGAAGCUGAUGAAGCUAAAAAACAGCUCACUGACAUGUCAGAAAAGCUCGAGGACUCUAAGAAGCAGCUCCUCGAGCUCUCAGAUUCAGAGGAAACUCGACUGUUGGAGUUGCGAAAAAUCUCACAGGACCGAGACCGAUCAUGGGAAUCCGAGCUUGCAGCUAUCCAAAAGCAGCAUGAGUUGGACUCUUCUGCUUUGGCCUCUGCCAUGAAUGAAAUUCAGAAACUUAAAAUUCAGCUGGACCAAGCAGCUGAUUCUGAAGCCACUCAAGCCCAUCACGCUGAGUCAGCUUAUGGUGAGAUACAAAGCUUAAGGAUUGAACUUACUAAGACCCUUACAUUGGUUGAGAAACUGAGAAACCAACUUAACGAUAGCAAGGAAUCUGAGGCGUGUUCGCUUGAAGAAGUGAGCAAAGCUCAGACGCAGCUGGAAGUGGCUAAGAUGACCGAGGAUACUCUACGUUCUGAAGGUCUGAAAGCAAUGGAAGCUUGCAGGACCUUGUCUUUGGAGUUGGAAAAAUCGAAGAAUCAAGUAGCUUCAUUGGAGGAACUUGUCAGCAAAGUCCAGUCUGGUCCAGUAGAAGGAAACAACGUUAACAUAGAAGCUGAUAAACUAAAAAUUGAGCUGAGUAAUAUCCAAGUUGAGGUGAGUCAACUAAGAGCUGCUUUGGAGGAAUCCGAGAGAAAGUAUCAGGAAGAAUACAUCCAGAGCACCUUGCAGAUGAGAAGUGCUUAUGAGCUGGUGGAACGCACAAAAUACGAAUCAACUCAGAAGGACGCUGCAUGGGAGGUAAAAGUCAAUGAAGUAAAAUCGGAAGUGGAAGAGUUGAAAGAAAAACUGAGUCUGCAUGAGAAAAUGCAGUCAGCUGAUGGAGAGUUUGAAUUAGCUGCUGAACUGAAGAAAUCAGAGUCAAUUUUGGGAGAUUUGAGAGCAAAUCUAUUAGACAAAGAAACAGAAUUGCAGAGUCUUAUAGAGGAGAACGAACAGUUGAAGUCAGAAAUCGGAAAUAAGGAAUCAGAGAGUACCAAAAUUAAUGACGAGGCACUUGUUUUAUUAGAAGAAGCAAAAACUGCUGAAAGAGAGGCCUUAAUAAAGCUGGGAGACUUGGCCGAUGAAGCAGAUAAAUGCAGCAGAAAGGUAACACGUGUCACUGAAGAGUUGGAUGCAGCACAGGCUGCAAACUCGGAAAUGGAAACCGAGCUAAGGAGGUUAAAAGUGCAAUGUGAUCAAUGGAGGAAAGCUGCUGAAGCAGCUGCAUCUAUGCUUUCAACUGGACAUAAUAACGGAAAAUAUGUCGAAAGAACAGGUUCUUUAGACUACCAUACUAUCGGUGGCAAGCUUGGUUCUCCACUGUUGGUGGACGACUUGGAUGAUGACUCGCCAAAGAAGAAGAACAACAUGUUAAAGAAAAUCGGGUUUUUAUUGAGAAAGGGCCAGAAGUAAAUAAUUCGCCAUCGUGCAGGACUCCCGAUGAGCUGAUGCCCUCAUGGAAUUAAUCGUUUUCGUGGAUUUUUGUAUAGCUGUUUUGGAAAUUGAUGAACCUUGUAGGUUCUCACCUGCCGAUAUGGCAGGUUUGUUUAGGAAUAGUAAGAACUUCAAUCCCUUCAAAAUUUUCAGUUUGUAUGGCAGUUGGUAUUUUCCGAUAUUCUGAAAGUGUAAUGAGGCCAAGACUGAUGAUUAAUGGUAGAACUUGCUUUCUUGUUCAA